Messenger RNA from Mesorhabditis spiculigera, 2889 nucleotides. Lineage: Eukaryota; Metazoa; Nematoda; Chromadorea; Rhabditida; Rhabditidae. The record is from the annotation of a GenBank genome assembly.
AUGUCCACCUCCAGGAGGCGCGCCUCAAAGUCCGACAUCGCCCACUCGUCGAGCUAUAAGUCUUCAGAAGACCAGUCCGAUCUCCCCGCCCAGCGUGACGAGACGCCGCCCUCUGGAGAUGUGUCCGAGUCGACCCGCCCCGACUCCCCCUCCAAGAGCGAACGUUCAUCUACCGGAAGCCGGAACAUGUGCUGCGUGGUCACCUCCCUGCUUCUCAUCCUCGCCUUCGUUUUCGGCGUUGGCGUCUACAUGUGGAUGGUCAACAGCUUGGACGAGCCCUUCGACAACAGCAAGGAGGCCAGGCUGAUGCGCCAGAUCCAGCACGAGUUUGGCCCCUUGGAAACCGGGGGUCCCGACCCGAAGAUGAUCAUCAACAUGUGGGUGCUGGUCAUCGACGCCCCGCACGACUCGAUCGAGCUGUACAGCAAAGGCCUCGACAUUGCCUUUGCCACCCUGUUCUCGAGUUCACCAGCCGAUACGCGCCGAUUGAGCGUCGCCCACAACGACACGCUAGAGCGUAUCGCCCUCGCGCAUCGCGACCAAAUUCCGGCCGGGACCCACCAUGUCCAGAUUGCGUACAAAGGAACGAUAAACGAGGGGCUGCACGGCUUCUACCGUACCUCACCGCACGGGGGCGCCGUGUCGGCGCUGAUGAACCUGGAGGCGACGCACGCUAGGAGGGUGGUGCCGUGCUUUGAUGAGCCACGCUUUCUGGCCAAUUGGACCCUCUCCGUGCGCCACCCAAAAAACACGACCGCCACCUCGAACAUGCCGAUGACGUCCGGCUUCCCCCAGCCAGAAAUUGACGGCGAAUGGACGAGGACCCGCUUCGAGCCCACCCCGCCACUUCCGCCGCAUCGCCUUGCCCUGGCCAUCCACAACCUGGGCCACGAGACGGGGACGCUGGAAGGGAGGGUCAGGGUCUCCGCUUACGCGCGGGAGGCGCGCUCAGAGCUGUCCAAGGAGCUUCUCAACGUCACCGUCGAGCUGCUGGCCCACUUCGAAGCGAUGCUCGGCCUCGAGUACCCGCUUCAGAAACUCGACGUCAUCAUUGUGCACGGGGUGUCGCGUGGGAUGGUGGCCAGCCUGGGGUUGAUCACCGUCGACCAGAAGGCCCUGAUCGACUCCUCGGGCUUUGAAGCCGUCCCUAGGCUGCAACUUAUCGCCGGUGCCGUGGCCGAAGGGUUGGCCAAACAGUGGCUCGGCAACAUGGUGACGAUGCGUUGGUGGGACGAUCUUUGGCUCAGCGAGGGCUUCUCGUCGUUUUGUCGGCUCUUUGCCUACCGCUACUACGACAUCGCCAAGCCGUAUCAACAACCGGAUGACCUCUUCAUGGCUGAACACCUCGCUCCCCUCGACGCCGAGCCGGGCUACCCACUUCCCGCCCUCCGGCAGCCACAAAAUGAUACCGACCCGUUCAAUAAAUGGCCCCGGACUCCGCUUGAAAUCGCCAGCGUCUUCGAGCCGCGCAGCCUUUUGAAAUCUGCACACGGCAUCUACACGAUGUAUCGCUCGAUCGGGUCGGAGCGCUUCUGGCGGAUGGUCAAGGGUUUUCUCACCAACAACUCCUACUCCACCGUCACCUCCGCAGACCUCUGGGAGCACGACCUCAACAAGGACGACAAAUGGCAGCGAGCCGUCCAGGCGCAUCAGGAUUUUUUGCGCGUGCGCGGCUACCCCCGGAUCGACGUCAUCCGCCAGGCCAUCAACCCCAACAAGUACACGGUGACGGCCUCCCCAUUCCGCUACUCGAAAACGACGCCCAUGGAGGAGGAAAGCCGCCCGGACGACUUUUGGCACCUGCCGAUCGUGUGGGCCGAGCGGCCGGAGAUGCGCGAGCCGGACUACUUGAGGGAUGGUGAGCUACUCGUCGUCAACUCGCCCCGCGUCCCCUGCAUCAACCCCGGCCGCGUCGCGUACGCUCGCGUCAACUAUUGGGCCCAUUGGGCCGACGUGCGCGCCAAUAUUUUGACUAUUUGCCCCAACCCGUACACCCGUGCCACCCUCUACUCGGACGUGUUCGCGAUGGCGGAAGCCGGUGUGGAGCCCUACUCGCGUGCCCUCCAGUUCCUUCAACUGAUCCCCGUCGAGCCAGACAACGCGGCUCGUCGCGCCCUCGGCGCCCAACUCGACAAGGUCAAUCGUCGUCUCCUGGCGAAUGGCCAAAAUCAGUCCGUCGUCAAGCUCGUCGAGGCCGUCGGGAAAUUCUACGAGCAUUGCGAGGAUUACGGGCAGAUGGAAACCCCCGCAUGGUGUCUGGAGAUGAACAACAAAUCCGACUGGGCCACCGUUUUCCGCACUGACGUCCAAGACUCAUGCGAGGAGGGUGUACCGACAAGCAACUGCAGCCGUAUUCCGGAGGCUACCCGCCUGUUCGUCUACUGCAAGGCUGCCGAAGCCGACGAGCACGUCGCUGAAUACAUUUGGCAAAAGCUCGGUCUCGAGAGUGUUACUCCCUCCAGCCUCGACGAGCUCGACACCCUUUCCGAGGCGCUCCUAUGCAGCAAGGAGUGGAAAUACCCGCAAAGGGUGCUUGACGUCUUCUCCGAUCGGCGCCUAGCGGAAAAGCUGACCUUCCUGGCUGGUCGUCAAGCUGAUACUUCCCAGCUCGUCGACUAUUUCGUGGCCAAUUUUGGGCGCUUCUUGGAGAGGCUACGUGACGACCCCUACGAGACGCUCCGCCUCAUCCGCGCCAUCCAACCGGCCAUCAGGACCGAUGCACAUGUGGAAAAGAUCAAAAGCCUCCUCACCACCCCCGACCUUCCCGAUGCCCUGAAGGCCGCCUGGCUCUGUGACGAGGCCUUCGAGCGCCACCGCCUCGAGCACGAGUGGCACGCCAAGUAUUCGGCCAACAUUCUGGACUUCUACUCGCAGAUGAACGUCGCCAAA